Molecule: messenger RNA, 2212 nt
Organism: Lobosporangium transversale
Lineage: Eukaryota; Fungi; Mortierellomycota; Mortierellomycetes; Mortierellales; Mortierellaceae
Product: glutamate-cysteine ligase-domain-containing protein
Exons: 7
Biological process (GO): glutathione biosynthetic process
Cellular component (GO): glutamate-cysteine ligase complex
Molecular function (GO): glutamate-cysteine ligase activity
Source: RefSeq, a predicted model, not a curated record
AACUCAUUUCAAAGUUAUUUUGUCUUUUACUCUCUUCCUCUUCUUUCAUUUUUUCAUUCUUUUUAUCUUUCAUUCUUUCAUUCGAUCGUUCAUUCCCCUCCGCAUUCACUCAUUCAUUCGACCUUUUCAAUCCUUCACUUGUAUCUAUACCUUUUUACGGCUCUUGUCUUUUAUUUUAUUUUCUUUUUCUUUCUCUCUUCCAUAUUCAUAUUCUUUUUAAAAUAGUCACAGUCAUCAUACAAUGGGUCUCUUAUCACUCGGAACACCCAUGCCUUGGGACGAGGCCAAGAAGUAUGCUGACCACGUCCGAACCCAUGGUAUCAUCCAGUUCCUGAACCUCUGGGAGGCUACCAAGGAUUCACAAAAGGAUUGUCUUCUCUGGGGUGAUGAGAUCGAGUAUAUCGUUGUCAGUCUCGAUGAGGAGAAUCAGCGAGCCAAGCUCAGCUUGCGUGUCUGGGAGAUCCUACAGCAUUUGGCCAUACAGGAGGAAGAAGCCAUGACCGAUCCUGCCAAAAGAUUGCUAGUCGACUCAUCAUGGCAUCCUGAAUACGGUCGCUACAUGUUGGAGGGUACUCCUGGCGAACCCUACAUGGGACUUCCUCGCGAUCUGUUGGCUGUCGAACGGAAUAUGAAACUUCGACGUGAACUGGCCCGUUCGCUCAUGAAGCCAAAUGAGGUCCCUGUAACACUGACAUCUUAUCCCCGUCUUGGAUGUGCUGGAGAAUUCCUUGAGCCCCAUCAUGAGCCACAUGGUCCAGCUGCUCGCAGUCUCUUUGUCCCAGAUGAUAUCAUUAAUGCUCACGCUCGAUUCCCAACUUUAACCGCCAAUAUUCGCCGUCGCCGUGGAUCCAAAGUUGCAAUCAAUAUGCCUAUUUUCCACGAUGUCAAUACUCCAAAACCUUUUAUCGAUCCUACUAUCCCAACUUUUAAUGACUAUCCCGAGGAUAAGAAUGCGAUUGAAGAAGGAGCUGCCAAACCAGAUCAUAUUUACAUGGACGCUAUGGCUUUUGGCAUGGGAUGUUGUUGUCUACAGAUCACAUUUCAGGCGGUCAAUGUCGAUGAGGCACGCAAGAUCUAUGAUCAAAUGGCGCCAUUGGGCCCCAUCAUGUUGGCCUUGACAGCUGCUGCUCCCAUUUAUCGUGGAUAUUUGAGUGAUGUUGAUUGUAGAUGGAAUGUGAUUGCUCAAUCCGUAGAUGACAGAACCGAAGAAGAGCGUGGACUCAAGCCUCUCAAAGAAAACAAGUACAGGAUCCCCAAAUCACGUUAUGAUUCGAUAGACUCGUACAUCUCUAAUGACCCCAGCUACAAGCCUGAGUACAACGACAUACCCUUGGUCUACGACGAGGACAUUUACAAAAAGCUUUCCGACAAUGGCAUUGAUGAUCUCUUGGCUCGCCAUAUCUCACAUCUCUUCAUCCGUGAUCCCUUGGUGAUUUUCCAUGAGUUGUUGAAUGUGGACGAUAACGAGAGCACAGACCAUUUCGAGAAUUUACAGAGUACCAAUUGGCAAACCAUGCGUUUCAAACCCCCACCUUCAAAGACCAGUCCUAUUGGUUGGCGUGUCGAGUUCCGCUCAAUGGAGAUUCAGUUGACAGAUUUUGAGAAUGCAGCCUUUGCGAUCUUCAUUGUCUUGGUCACCCGUGCUGUACUAAGCUUCAACACCAACUUUUAUAUUCCUAUUUCCAAGGUUGAUGAGAACAUGAAGGUCGCCCAUCAUAGAAACGCCGUUCUUCAAGAAAAGUUCCAUUUCCGUAAACAAAUUUUCCCUCAGUCGCGACCUAGCACACCAGCUUCAGGAACCCCUUCUGGAUCACCCCCCCAUACAGACAACAGCAACAGUAGCCACCAUCACCAUCACCAACAACAACCUUCCGCAGGAGUGGAUAAUGAGUAUGAACUGAUGACGAUUGAUGAGAUCAUCAAUGGCAAUCCAGCAAAGGGAUUCCCUGGACUGCUGGGAUUAGUCAACAAUUAUUUGAACACAUUGAACAUUGAUAUUGAGACACGAUGUGAGAUUAGCAAAUAUCUUGAAUUGAUCAAGAAGCGUGCGAAUGGAACAUUGAUGACAGCAGCCUCAUGGAUCCGUCAAUUUGUACAGAACCAUCCUGAUUAUAAGAAGGAUUCGGUUGUGUCCGAAAAGAUUAAUUUUGAUCUGAUCAAGACUUUGGAGAAGAUCAACAAGGGCGAAGUUCAGGUACCGGAGCUCCUUGGC